AUGGUUGUCAAUCAACAUUUGAGAGUAAUUACAUUCGACGUACGCAAGCACGCAUGUCGCGAUCAAAGCAACGACCAUCCACAAUCAAAUCGGACGCCCUCAGAUCCGUACAAGCCCGUCCCUUUGAAGGUGGUAACAAGAUCGCUGUCCAGCAUCGAUGAUGAUACGUUAAUUGCCGUCUUCAGUUUCCUGCCGGUGCAAUCAGUGCUCGCGAUGAGACAGUGCUUAUUGCUGGCCUUGCCCUUCCCCCAUCGCGAGCUUGCAGUGACGGAUGCUUCUGAAUUGGAACACUGCGUCUGCCGGGCGAUACGAAUUGCAAGCUCUGGCACGGGAGUGUCGAAAAUCUUCUUCCUGCCCGGAUACGGAGGCAGACGUAUCGCGACCAUCACCAAGGGAUUUUACCCUCCGCAAUCCGCCAUCGUUCGCAAAGUGGUGGAAUGGUGCCCAAAGGGCAUGAUCUUUACUGGCGAACAACGCAUUGAGAUCCUCCGCAUUUCCGACGACGGAGCGGACGAUGGGCCUGCUACGUUCAAAUGUGUACGGACGAUACGUACAUCUUUCCGGCCUAUUGCACUCGAAGGGGACAUGAUCACGUAUAGCGAUGAUUCCACCGAGAUAAGGAUUAUGGAUCUAAAGAGUGGUGCUCUUGCGAUUCUUCGCUCGGCGGAAGAACCAGUCGAUCAGCGAUUUCAGUACGACAGAUGUUUACAGGUCGUUUUUGCUUAUCGGAGCAUCCUGGUCGUUCGCGCUCGUUCUGUUGAGCUUUUCGAGAUGCCGGUCCUGCGUUCGACCUCCGAACCAUUUUCGUAUCAUCCUCUGGCGAACCACUCAUUCGGCUGGAUAGAUAAUGUUUCUGUCAAAGUGCAAGCUUGCCCUUCUGAUACAUCAAAUGCCCAUACCUUGGAUUUAUACACUCUGGAGCCCAACCCGCAAUGCACAGGAGAUCUGCGCAUUCUCCCCAUGGAUGGUGCACCGGACCCUACUGCACCUUCGCUGUCGAUAGAUAGGAUUUUAGACCGCUCGCCUUAUCUGUUCCCACCGGCGCAUUCGAAGCUUUCAUCGCCGUCCGUUAGCGGCAUCUUGCGCUGUACGGACAUCAUCCUGGGUCCAUAUGGGACGGCCGUUUGGAUUCAGCCACACCCUGCACACAGCGCCGAUCUCACCACAUUAGACGUUCACGCCAACGGAGACACUAGUUGGGGCAGUUUUGCAGGUCUGCUGCAGCGGGCUCAUCUAGAUCUUGAUCUCCGGGUGAGCACACUAUGGGCGCAGUUACCUGGAGCUAGCCAUUGGACGUCUUUGGAUUAUGUCGAAGAGUUGGGGCUUGUUGCCAUAGGCUCGUCCGAUGGAAGGGUGGUUGUGCUGGAGCUAGUCUUUCGUCAUUUUUGUCCCCUUUCAUCCCCCGUCGCGCACGCCGACGCGCCGGAGGAAAAGGUGCCCGAAGAGGAAGAGGCAGUCGAGGAAAAGGCGGAGGAGGAGGAGGAGCCCGAGGAUAUCAUGCCUGCGCUUCGUGAGGAGUGUGAAAACAGCGCGAGAUGCCUGGAAGCCACGAAGCACUUUCAGCAAUGCGAGGGGAGGGCCAACUCGGGCAAGGGCUUCGAUCAUGAGGAUUGCAUCGAGGAAUUUUGGUUUUCUCGACCUGACAUGUCACCCGUUCAGCUGUACAUUUUGCACACCACGAUCUCGUUUGUGUGCCGACAUGUCCUGCAUCACCGCGUGUGGUAUUUAUUAGAUCAGUAA
Molecule: messenger RNA, 1740 nt
Organism: Laetiporus sulphureus 93-53
Lineage: Eukaryota; Fungi; Basidiomycota; Agaricomycetes; Polyporales; Laetiporaceae
Exons: 12
Coding region: 1-1740 (579 amino acids)
Source: RefSeq, a predicted model, not a curated record